AUGAUCCGAACCCUCACAACGCUCGGCCUGUACGGGUUCGUCCAACAGGCAUUGAGCAAAGAUGUGUAUCUGGAUUGGAAUAUAACUUGGGUGACUGCAGCACCUGAUGGGUAUGCGAGGCCUGUGAUCGGCAUUAACGGACAUUGGCCUUGUCCCCAAAUUGAUGUCGAUGUUGGCGAUAAUCUCAUCGUCGACGUGUACAACGGGCUAGGUAACGAGUCCACCGGAAUCCAUUGGCAUGGUCUGCAUCAGAACUACAAUGGGUACAUGGACGGUGUCCCAGGGGUCACCCAAUGCGAGCUCCACCCCAAUCAGCGCAUGCGCUACGUUGUUCCGAUGAACCAAACCGGUACAUAUUGGUACCACUCGCACGAGCCGGGUCAGUAUCCUGAUGGUUUGCGCGGACCCAUCAUCGUGCACGACAAUGUUCCUGCCCCGUAUCACUAUGACGAGGAGAUGACUCUCACCUUAUCCGAUUGGUAUCAUGUACAGAUACCCAUCUUGCUCGAUCAAUUCAUAGUUCCAGGAGACCAUGCCCCCUAUGGAGGUCAGGAGCCGCUACCUGAUGCGAUUUUGUUCAAUGACAUGCAUAACACCAAGAUCAGCGUUAAGCCCGGCACGACCUACCUGAUCCACGUUGUCUGCAUGGGCAAUUUUCCCGGGCAUGCGCUCGUCAUUGACGACCACGACAUGACCAUUGUUGGUAUGGAUGGCAUUGCAGUGAAACCGCAUUUCCUUCCACCCCAGUAUCUGCGUAUGGCCGUUGGACAACGAGUCGACAUCCUUCUCACCACCAAAAAUGAUACUAGCAAGAACUAUGCGAUCUGGGACGGUCUCGAUAUCGAUGAAAUGUUCGUUCAAGAGGGAAGGAGCCCACCUCCAGGGUACAAUCCCAACGGCACCGCAUGGCUCAUGUACAACGAGGAUGCUCCUUUGCCUCCUGCGCCUAUAAUUCAUGUCAAUAAUGCAAGUCUGGACUUCCUCGACGAUGUGACCUUAACACCGAUAGACAAUCUUCCUCUGAUCGACCCCAUACAACAUCAAUUCAUCUUCGACGUCUACCCAACCACAGUAGAUGGAAAGCCCGCCUACAGCAUUAACAACAUGACAUAUAAUGCCCCCGACUCGCCCACGCUGUAUACUGCCAUCUAUUCUGACCCCGAGGCCUGCUUGGACCCAGAACUCUAUGGAGAUGUGAACCCUUUUGUCGUCAAUUAUGGUGAUGUGGUGGAGAUCGUUCUCAACAACCACCAUGACAAUCUCCACCCGUGGCAUCUCCACGGUCAUGAUUUCCAGGUGCUCCAGCGCACUUACCCGUACGGUGGCUUCUUCGAUGGCUACCGCAACGUUUCUGCCACUCCCAUGCGUCGAGAUACGCUCAUGGUGGAACCCAUGGGACAUUUCUGGCACGUCGAGAUCCGCCUCAUGGCGAUCAUUAUCGAAGCGCCGGACCAGCUGCAGAAUAUGACCAUACCGGAUGAUCAUCUCCAGAUUUGCGGAAACACUCAGCCCAGCAAUUGGGCCCCAUUGGCUCCUUCGCCAUAG
Messenger RNA from Aspergillus eucalypticola CBS 122712, 1545 nucleotides. RefSeq names its product multicopper oxidase abr1 (gene abr1). Gene Ontology annotation, cellular component: high-affinity iron permease complex. The transcript has 3 exons. Bases 1 to 1545 code for a protein of 514 amino acids. Gene Ontology annotation, molecular function: ferroxidase activity; copper ion binding. Gene Ontology annotation, biological process: cellular response to iron ion starvation; reductive iron assimilation. The record is from RefSeq and is a predicted model, not a curated record. NCBI's taxonomy places the organism in Eukaryota, Fungi, Ascomycota, Eurotiomycetes, Eurotiales, Aspergillaceae.